AUGUCACAUAAGUUUGCUCGACGGACAUAUGGCCGCUCGAGAGCUGUGCCGAUCAAUGUUCCUUCAGCAACCACGGACCGCAAAAAUCGUACACUGUCGGAACCUGCCGCCACGCAGGCAGUCCCUUUGCCACCACCCCCAACACUGCCACCACCGUCCCGAUCAUCAAGCUGGACUUCGACCUCGGUCUCAACAUCCUCGUCAAGCUCGAGUUCGACAACCUCUCUACCCCACCGAGCAUCGGUCCCAGCAUCAAGCCUCUCUUCCUCCCAAGCAACCUCGGGGCUCCUCCCUUCGACCAUUUCACGACCACCUCCUGGCCGCUACAGCCUUCGGUCUGAAAGUGGACCCGCAUCCUCGGCCGAGACCUCUCUGUCUACCUCGGAUUCAGUAAUAGACUUAUACAGCGGCUACGGCGGCUUCUUCUGCUGUAGCUUCGAGGUCACAGGCGACGAGUUUGCAUAUUUUACCCAGGCGCGCAAGCGCGGUCUGCCGCUGCCCCGGGGACAAACUUAUGAGGAUCGUGUGGAGGAGCUUGUGCAGACUGCGAGGUUUCAACAGGUUGAGAUGGACUUUGCGGAGGGGAAGAUUCAAGAGGAAGAGAGGAAGAUGGAGAGCAUGGCAGUGAGUACGAAGGGAGGAAGAGGCAGCGGUAGCGGUAGCGGUAGCGGUAGUGGCGGCAGAAGAGGCAUUUCUGGCAAAGCGGGGAGGGUUAGUGGCCUCGCUCGCGAUUCGGACGCUGCUGCUUCUGGUUCGGCUUCAAGUUCGCACUCUAGUGGAGCGCGACCUGGUCGGAGGUGA
This is a messenger RNA of Endocarpon pusillum Z07020, 801 nucleotides long. RefSeq lists its product as uncharacterized. The record is from RefSeq and is a predicted model, not a curated record. Lineage: Eukaryota; Fungi; Ascomycota; Eurotiomycetes; Verrucariales; Verrucariaceae. The transcript has a single exon. The coding region runs from base 1 to 801 and encodes 266 amino acids.